AUGACCUCCCCUCGCCCCGUAGAGCCUCUUGAAAGCCUCGACAGGGACAACAUAGAGCUUUACGAUCCCUAUGAUCCCUACGAUCCCUCAGAUCGCCAAUCCUCUCAUAUUGAUCUCGAUGACGAGCCGAAACUAGGUGAUCAUUCAGAAUCUACACUCCACCGUCUCAACCUUGGUGUAGUCUUGCCCGCUCUCAUCGUGAUUCUUCUUACUGGCGGCAUCGCUUCUGUAUUCCUUGUCUGGGUCCUCACGCAUAGGACGUCAACAGAUUCAUGGCACCAAAGGACUUUUUUGUUAGACGAGGGAGAGAGGACAGACGGCGGGCUACGCUCAGGGCGCUUGAUGGGUUUGACCAUAUCAUCCGCUGCUUCAACAGUGCUCUCCAUCACGACGCCUAUGUUGAUGACGUUCUAUGCCUUCCGCAUUGCUCAUGUCUGGCUGGAUCAGGUCCGCCGAGAUGAGAGCGAUCGAAAUGGGAAUUUGCCGACCCCGCUACAAUACGGGCUCACUGUAGAGCUAUUAAAUGCGUCGGGUGUGUUGUCGCUCAUCAGAUCUACCAAGUAUCUAUGUCGGAAGUCAACCGGUCGUGCCAAAUCGGCGUCUAUGCUGCUGGAGGCCUUCGUUGUCGCUCUAUUUAUUUUCGUUCUAUCUCAUGCUAUCAAUGGCAUCGACCUUUGGCUGCACUCUGUCACUUCCACUGUUCUUGUCCCAUCAGAAACACAGUCUGACAUUCUAGGAGAUUACAGCGUGGUACAGUCACGGUGUCCGCCCGUUCCUGACCCCCCCAUCUACAACUGCAUGUACUCGGCGGGAUACUGGGGAACCGGAUCUGUCGACGAUUUAUCCCCUGGAAUGCUUGUAGCAUCGAAUAGCUCGGACUCUCUGCGUGCAAUUACGCUGGCUAACGCGUCCGACCUCGCAGUGCUUGUCACUACUCCUGUCCCGCAGUUGCUCUCCUUUGACAUGACCACGUUCGGCGCAAGGGCAUCAUGCCAAUCGGUGACCCCCUCGUGCACUACCGUCGGGAACGUGACGUGUCCUGGCUUCCCAAAAUCAUUCGUGGUGGUUAACUACGGGUCGGGUGGCACUACCAACAUCGACCCUGGGGAAGGCCGGGUGUAUAUUCAGACAUCCAACUGCGACAAUUGUUCUCACAUCAUCUCGUCUGAUGCUCUCGAUGGAUCCUCAGAUAUAUAUAACGCUAACUCCAAGAACAUGUAUUCUAUAUGGCUUCAGUUCAUAUGGCAAUCAAGCGGGGACACUCCAAUGGGAUCCCCCAAAAUAUCAGACGCGGUCUUCGCGUCGAGCGACAGCAACCUAGCGAACAUGCUCGCUAACUGCACACUUUCAUUCUAUAAUGUCACCCUUUCGUACCGAAACGGCACCUACACAUCCACCGACGAAGUACUCUCAAACACCGGUCUCUCGGAAGGGCUUGCAGGGCCAACACGCCUAGGCCACUACGCAACGCGCCUGAUCGCAAACAUCGAGGGCCGCGCCUUCAGCGAUAACAGCAGCGACUCCGUCAUGGCGUUCUUGUCUCAGGAUCUUGCCCGUCUGGCCAUUGGCUCGGCCGCUGUCAUUACGAACGAGACACAGCCGGCACUCAGACAAAGCGUGCUGCGCGAACAGGUCCUCGGACGCUAUCCAUUUUGGCCAGUCGUGCUGUUCCUCGCAUUGCUGUAUAUGUACGCGGCAAUUGCAUUAUUUCUCAUUCUUGGCACUUCUCUCGUCUCGCGAGGGUCACGGGUACAAGCAAAUAGCUACGGUAUAAAGGGGAAGUCGAUAUCCGAGCUUGAGCUUGUCCAACUUCGCCUUACCAGUCCCCUCGUGAUGGCCGCAGCCUUAUUUCCCCCUUCAAAACCCGCAGCUGAACGGGUGGAGCUAUCUCUACAAACAACAGCCCUCGAUUUGUUCGACGAAGGACACGGUGAACAACGCUUACGCGUCGGAUCACGCGGAGGUGACGAUGAUGAUCGAGCGUUGUACGGUGUUUGGAGAUCUGCCUUGCACGAGAAGGAAUAUGACAAUCUAGGCAUUUGA
This is a messenger RNA of Heterobasidion irregulare TC 32-1, 2043 nucleotides long. RefSeq lists its product as uncharacterized. The coding region runs from base 1 to 2043 and encodes 680 amino acids. NCBI's taxonomy places the organism in Eukaryota, Fungi, Basidiomycota, Agaricomycetes, Russulales, Bondarzewiaceae. The transcript has 4 exons. The record is from RefSeq and is a predicted model, not a curated record.